Molecule: messenger RNA, 1080 nt
Organism: Telopea speciosissima
Lineage: Eukaryota; Viridiplantae; Streptophyta; Magnoliopsida; Proteales; Proteaceae
Product: caffeoylshikimate esterase-like
Exons: 9
Coding region: 91-1080 (329 amino acids)
Cellular component (GO): membrane
Molecular function (GO): lipase activity
Source: RefSeq, a predicted model, not a curated record
ACUUGACUUGGGUGCUCUGCAUCCAUCGUCUCUUUUUAUUUCUCUUCAAUUCCCCUGUUUCUGAGGCGACUCUUCUUCUUCUUCUUCUCCAUGGCGCUUGAGACUGGAAGUAUCAGAUUCGAAGAGGAAUUUAUAUUGAACUCUCGAGGAUUUAAACUUUACACAUGCAGAUGGCUCCCUGGAAAUACAGAACCAAAAGCCUUAAUCUUUCUCUGUCAUGGUUAUGCCAUGGAGUGCAGCAUCUCCAUGAAAGGAACUGGAAUUCGACUUGCAAUGGAAGGUUUUGCAGUGUAUGGGAUUGAUUAUGAGGGCCAUGGGAAAUCAGAUGGGUUGGAAGCCUAUAUCCCUUUCUUUGAUGAUCUUGUCAAUGACUGUUCCAGCUAUUUUACGAGCAUAAGUGAGAAGACAGAGAACAAAAGAAAAUUGAGAUUUCUAUUGGGAGAAUCAAUGGGUGGAGCAGUGGCUCUUCUCUUGCACCAAAACAAGCCAGACUAUUGGGAUGGUGCAGUCUUGGUUGCUCCCAUGUGUAAGAUAGCAGAUGAUAUGAAACCUCAUCCAUUGGUUCUUAGUGGAUUGGCUAAGCUUUCCAAAAUCAUUCCCAAAUGGAAAAUCAUCCCAACUAAAGAUAUAAUUGAUCUCGCCAUUAAAGAACAAGAAAGGAGAGAUGAGGUUCGCUCAAACCCUUUGUGUUACAAGGGAAAGCCACGCCUAAAAACUGGCUCUGAGCUUCUCAGGGUCAGCUUAGAAUUGGAAAAGAAUCUUUACCAGGUGUCAUUACCUUUUCUAAUAGUGCACGGAGGCGACGACAAAGUAACGGAUCCGUCCAUAAGUAAAUUGCUAUACGAGUCUGCAGCAAGCGAAGACAAGAGCUUCAAGUUGUAUCCAGGGAUGUGCCAUGCCCUAACAUCAGGUGAACCUGUUGAUAACAUCAACCUCGUCUUCACCGACAUUAUCGACUGGUUGGAUCACAGAACAACACCUGGGACGACGACCUCCAAAUGGGAAACAGAGCAGAAGGCUCAAUUUGAUGACCCUCACAUUCAUGCUCUCCAAGGCAAGAAAAUGCUUGUAGACCCUUAA